GUCCUCGCAAAUGCUUCGCAGCGACACCUUACGGGUGCUAGUUUGAACCAUUAUGAAGCGUUAGGGGUGUGGGAGCCGGCCCACACCCCUAACACGGGCAAGGUUGGCCUAAAUUUACAAAUUUUCCGUGAAAAAAACAGGAUAAGCGCACUGACGGUGCACAACUCAUGACACAUGCAGGCCAGCCUGCCGGCAGGGGGUGUGCCGGGCCCGUCGCUGUACUUGCCCGGCCCCGUGGCGGCACUGCCCGGCCAGGCCAUCCCCCUUGUGGUCACUGCCUCCUUCGGAGGCCCUGCCACGGCAGUGAACGUGACGAUGGUGGCUAUGGGCUCGGCGCCUGUGGCUGUGCUCACGGGCCCCGCGGGCGACGUGCCUGACGACACGCCCGUCAUCCAGAUGCAACAGAUUCAGCGCAGCGCCGCACAGGGCGACUCGCAGAGCGCUCCAGGCGCAUGGCUGCUGCCCGCCGGACUGCUGGCAACCGGCAAGACCCACACCUUCACAGUCACAGUGUCACAGCAGCCGGUCGCAGCGGCAGGCAGCACCGCCACGGCGCAGUCGGCAUCUCAGUCGCUGGUGCUGAGGCCCCGGCCGGCAUCAGGUUCGGGCGGUGGGCUGGGCGGCGAGCAGCAACGCUUUGACCUACGAGUUCGGGACCCAGACUGCUGCCUCCGGGGGCCGCGUCGUGCUGUCAAUGCAGCAGUCGGGCGGCACACCUUCCGCUACGCUGGUGGGGUUGCCCCAGGCCGCGUGACCGCGCCCGGAAGCUACGUCGUGGCCCAGGGCCCAGCGAUGCCAUCGCCACCGCCCGGCGUGGUGGCUGCGCCACCAGGCACUUCCCCUUCUCCACCACCUCCCCUGGCGCCUGGGCAAGCCACGGCGGACACACAGACAAGCGUCACCGCCGCCGGUCCGACAAGCCAGGAGCAGGGGAGCACGGCGGGAGGCUCGACUGCAGUGAUUGCCGGCGCGGUCGGUGGCGCUGUGGGGGCUGCCGCCCUGGCUGCGGCCGUGGCCGCUGUGGUGUUGGCACGCCGCCGGCGGCGCGCGAAGCAGCAGCAGGUGCGGCAGGGUGGCACCUCGCAGCCGCAGCCUGAUCGACUGCCUGUGGAGGAGUAUGCUCCAGCAGCGGUGGGCCGGGGGCAGCGGCCUGCUCCCUCGCAAGCGCCACACCCAGGCGAGGAGGAACGCCGGCAGAAUGGGGAGGCAACACCCGCCACCCCGCGGCGUCAACCAGUGCGGUCAGUUGCAGCUGGCGUGGUGCCUGUAAGCACGCAGCUGAUGACGGAGGGACGCGGGCCGGGCGGAUCCCAGCGCGCCGCCCACAGCCCCCUCAGCGGCACACCCCGCGCGCUGUCCCGAACCUCUGCCAUUGGUGGCUGGGCGUCCGGUGACCUCGAGCGACCUGCGUCCGUCUCAGCAGCUGCUGUGGCGCCUGAUGCCGUCGCGCCAUCAGUGGGCGGCGCCGCUGCUGGGGUGCUUGGUUCCGAGGGCAUGAGAUCGCCUAGCGGCAACCAGCUGAGUAUGCCUAGUCGAAGUCGCCUCGGACAGGGUGUCGCACAUCAGUCGGACGCACAGCGCAGCUACACGCGCCGCCAAGCGUCCGGAACGUAAGCAGUUGAGGUAGUAACGGCGGCAGUUGAUGUGGGACAAGCGCCGCUUUCUUUAUGCCUGCUUCGUUCUGUUGGGCGCAGCAGAGCGUUACGAGCCAUGCAGUUUGCCACGCCAGCUUCCGCUGGGGUUCCAGUGUCGCCACGGCAAGCGAUUUCUUGUCGCCUGGGUUGUGAGCCUGCCUUUGGCGAGCCACGUUUACUGCCUGGUAGAGUGAUGGACGUGCCAAGGUAGUUUGUCAACAGGUUUAGGGUGCGCACGUACCUUACAUCGGGUUUGCUGACUUACGUGGUAUUGUGUGGUAGAGGGUGAGCGGAUGAAUCCAGCGUCAUGGCUCACAGCGGAACCCGGUUGCCAGGUUAUUCAGUGCAUGUGCGUGUGCGGUGAGCUGCGUUCGUUUCGCGUUUCAUGUCCAUGGGUCUACCCAUUACGUUUAGAUUAGUAUUGGGAACGCUUGAUCGACAUUGUUCAGUCCAGGUAGCAUUUGAUGGCCCCUGCGUUGUCCUCACUUGUAACACCGCCAUCGACAGGGGCGGUCCCUUCAUUUGGCCGGGUGUGCUCGGGUAUGGGACACGGCCAUACGGUACGGAACGUCUGAUUGUCCAGUUCUGUCAUGUUGGCGCCCGAGCGAAAGCCCAACUGCCAAGCUGACAUUUUACUAUUUCGCAGUAGAGCACAUGUGAAGGACCACAUGCUGCAGAGGGCUGACGUGGUGUGUGUCCUCACCCGGGACCCA
This is a messenger RNA of Chlamydomonas reinhardtii, 2347 nucleotides long. RefSeq lists its product as uncharacterized. The coding region runs from base 175 to 1614 and encodes 479 amino acids. NCBI's taxonomy places the organism in Eukaryota, Viridiplantae, Chlorophyta, Chlorophyceae, Chlamydomonadales, Chlamydomonadaceae. The transcript is spliced from 7 exons. The record is from RefSeq and is a predicted model, not a curated record.